AUGGUUUAUCACUCUAGUUUCACUGAUGAUGAUGGGAUCACAAAAGCCUGUGGGUGUCCUUUGCUUCCACUGAAAACUCAUAUCAAGGGCCCAGCCCCAGCCUCAGAUUCAGAUAAAGCGGAUAUAGUCGAUGAAGCGAUAACUUUCUUCCGAGCAAAUGUUUUCUUCAAAAACUUCCAUGUCAAAAGCCCAGCAGACAAGUUGCUUAUCUAUCUGACAUCUUACAUCAAUAUUGCCUUGAAAAGACUAGAAAGCUGCCGGACACUGGCUGUUGGAACUAAGGCAAUCAUUAACCUGGGGUUGGAAACUGUUCCUGUGCCCGGGGAACCGGGGUUUCCUUUCCCUGGACUUUUCACUCUUCCCGAAUCCCAGGAAGAAGCAGAAUUGUUGAGGAACUAUCUGAAGCAGAUAAGGGAGGAAACAAGCGGGAGGCUGCUCAACUGUGCAUACAGAGCUAAUGGCACUCCAAACAAAUGGUGGUUGGCUUUUGCAAAGAGGAAGUUCAUGAACCUUGUCAUCCUUUAG
Messenger RNA from Triticum turgidum subsp. durum (durum wheat), 525 nucleotides. The record is from the annotation of a GenBank genome assembly. Lineage: Eukaryota; Viridiplantae; Streptophyta; Magnoliopsida; Poales; Poaceae.